Messenger RNA from Striga asiatica, 1920 nucleotides. NCBI's taxonomy places the organism in Eukaryota, Viridiplantae, Streptophyta, Magnoliopsida, Lamiales, Orobanchaceae. The record is from the annotation of a GenBank genome assembly.
CACGACAAAUGCUCUAAACCGUGCCCUUCGUUUGUGUACUCUUAUGUCGAUGGGGCCGUGGCCGGGUUUCUUGCUAAUGACACCAUCGUAGUCCACGCAAAGAAUCGACCCAAUACGAAUCAAUAUAUUUCUUUCGGUUGUGCUCAAUCCUCAUAUAGAGUGCAGUUGGGUCUCAUAGGGUUCGGAAAAGGCCCGCUCUCACUCCCUUCGCAGCUAGGGUUUACGAAUAACGGGUUCGCUUAUUGCUUUUUAUCUUUCGAUUUAUCGAGCAACCCUAAUGUUUCGGCCCCACUAAUUCUAGGCCACCUAGCGACAUCCUUGAAAGAGCAUUUGAAGUUCACCCCAAUGCUAUGGAAUCCCAUGUCCCAGUAUUUGUACUACAUUGGUCUCGAGAGUGUUACCGUGGGCAACAAGGUAAAUAUACAAGCCCCCGAAAGCUUGAGAGUGUUUAGCCCGUCGGGUAAAGGCGGCAUGUUGAUCGACUCCUCAACUAGCAACACGCAUUUACCCGACCCUCUUUAUUCGCAACUUCAGGAGGCGAUAAAGUCCAUGGUAAAAUACACCUCAAUCUUUGUUGAGCUCCAUGCCAAUGGUAGCUCAAACUCAUUAAUCCUAAGUUUAACUCACUCGAGGUCGAAAAUUCGUCCUACUCGAAAACUCGACUAUUAUGAUUACACGUCCAAGAAAACACCCGAUGGCAUCGUGCCACUCAACGAGAUACGAGACGGGCACGUUAUGUCCCUCUCAGUAGGCUCUCCUUCUCAAACCAUCGACAACUUACUCCUUAGCACGGGUAGCGAUCUCGUCUGGAUGCAUUGUGGGACUUCAUCCAACCAUUUCGAAUGCAUCGAUUGCACUGACCCGUACUAUACUAAAUACAAUACCUCGUUUUUCAAUCCUUCCUUGUCAAAGUCGAUAGCAAGCGAGCCUUGCACGAGUCCUCUUUGUGCUGAUAUUCAUAACUCCGACUAUUACGACACUUGCACCACGGCCGGUUGUGCGUUGAGGGACAUAGUCCACGACAAAUGCUCUAAACCGUGCCCUUCGUUUGUGUACUCUUAUGUCGAUGGGGCCGUGGCCGGGUUUCUUGCUAAUGACACCAUCGUACUCCACGCAAAGAAUCGACCCAAUACGAAUCAAUAUAUUUCUUUCGGUUGUGCUCAAUCCUCAUAUAGAGUGCAGUUGGGUCUCAUAGGGUUCGGAAAAGGCCCGCUCUCACUUCCUUCGCAGCUAGGGUUUACGAAUAACGGGUUCGCUUAUUGCUUUUUAUCUUUCGAUUUAUCGAGCAACCCUAAUGUUUCGGCCCCACUAAUUCUAGGCCACCUAGCGACAUCCUUGAAAGAGCAUUUGAAGUUCACCCCAAUGCUAUGGAAUCCCAUGUCCCAGUAUUUGUACUACAUUGGUCUCGAGAGUGUUACCGUGGGCAACAAGGUAAAUAUACAAGCCCCCGAAAGCUUGAGAGUGUUUAGCCCGUUGGGUGAAGGCGGCAUGUUGAUCGACUCCUCAACUAGCAACACGCAUUUACCCGACCCUCUUUAUUCGCAACUUCAGGAGGCGAUAAAGUCCAUGGUAAAAUACAGUCGGGCCUCAGACGUGGAGGCUAAGUCGUCGUUUGACCUAUGUUACCAAGUCCCUACCAAGUAUGCGAAACCCCGCGGUUUUCCCUCGAUCACUUUCCAUUUCUUGAACAAUGUGAGCCUUAAACUACCCCCCGGGAAUGUCUUUUAUAAAGUGGCUCCACCCAACGGCUCGUUUAGGCCUGUGUGUCUAAUUAUGCAGAAAAUGGAUGACGACGAGGCGGCAGCCGCCGUGUUUGGAAGCUUCCAACAGCAGAACAUCGAAGUUGUUUAUGAUCUACAGAACGAGAGAGUCGGAUUUCAGACAGUUGACUGUGUCUCGUACGGAAAGCAACAUGGGCUU